ACCUUCGAAGGGAUAAAAUGGAAAAGGAUAGCAUAGAAGAACUUGGAAUUACCAACGUUCGGAGAUCUUUCAAUUGGAGUUCAAAUUUCUUGAAAUGCAUGGGAAUUUGGCCAUUGAAGAACUACCUUCCUCUAUUUCUCUUCUUCUUCACAUAUCUUUUCAUUCAUUGUUCUCUAACACUCGCGCAUUUGCUUUUAGCUGAAAAAACGGUGGAUAAUGUCUUAAUGAACCUAGCAGAAAAUAUUGAGUUAACAAUGACACUUACAAAAGUAACAAUCACUAGAGUAAGGAGAGAAACAUUGGGUAAAUUAUUUACGGAAAUCAAGGAGUAUGCACUCACUGAGAAAUAUGAAACUAAACAGGAGAAAUUGACAUUCUUGAAUUAUACUAAAUUACCUCUAUAUUUUAUUGUAAUAAUUGCCUUUUCAAUGGGAUUGGCCGAAGUACUGUAUUAUGUGAGUCGAGUAGUCGAUGGAUUUCAAAUUGCAAGGUAUAACGUUACGAUGGGAUAUGAGUUACCGUACAGAACAUUAGAAUACAUCGAUAUAACGGACGGCUGGAUUUACGCUUUGUUCUGUGCUUAUCAAAUAAUAUUCAUACCUUGUGUCGUAUUAGGUUACGUAGGAUUUGAUUGCAUGUUCGUCAAUUUAUCCAUUCAAGUAAUUGCACAGUACGCCAUAUUGUCCUAUAAGGUGGAGACGGUAUUAAAUAGUUGUGAAAAUUUUCAUAAGGGUAUGAAGGAACUUGUACUACGACAUUAUCGACUGAUAAGAUUGACGGAAGAAUUGGAAAAUACCUUUAAUUUCUCGAUUAUGCAGCAACUGAUGGGUACUACCAUGCAUAUCUGUAUUUCUGGUUACUACUUAGUGACGAGUAAAGAAAUGAAUGAUAGUAUAACGUUGAUCUUGUUCAUUGUAUACAUUUCUUCUGUUAUAACAACUCUUUUUAUUUACUGUUUCAUCGGCGAAUGUUUUAUUCAGGAAAGUACCAAUUUUGGUAAUGCCAUUUAUAAUUACGAGUGGUAUAACUUACCACCAACGAACACAAAAUUUUUUCUCAUGUGUAUGAUACGAACGAAAAAACCGCAAUGUCUAACUUCUGGCAAAUUUGCUGUCUUAUCCUUGACCAUCUUCACAGACAUUCUUAAAACUUCGAUGGGAUAUUUGUCGGUACUGCGAACAUUUGUAUAAAAUGAACAAAAGUGAAAUGGAUUACGUAGUAACAAAAUCUUUUAUUUUUUUCUUCAGUGAUUUUCCUUCGUAGGAAGAAAAACGGUUUGUCUAUACAUCGUUGAUUUGUAUUAGCGUUAUGAAAUAUAUAAAUAAACUUUUAGG
Molecule: messenger RNA, 1334 nt
Organism: Vespula pensylvanica (western yellowjacket)
Lineage: Eukaryota; Metazoa; Arthropoda; Insecta; Hymenoptera; Vespidae
Product: odorant receptor 13a-like
Exons: 7
Coding region: 18-1190 (390 amino acids)
Biological process (GO): sensory perception of smell; detection of chemical stimulus involved in sensory perception of smell
Cellular component (GO): plasma membrane
Molecular function (GO): odorant binding; olfactory receptor activity
Source: RefSeq, a predicted model, not a curated record